AUGGCUGAUGAUGUAGAAGGCGUGGAAGGAGUGAGAGAAGCUGCCGGAGUGUCUCUCUUGGAGCCGUCGAUGGUCGAAGACGCAGUUGUCGAGCUCUGGGGAGGCGGAAGAGGUUCUGAGCCAGCCAUGUUGGAAGCUGGAGAAGGGGCGGGUGCUUGGAGAUAUAUAAAUAUAUCAAGCAGUGCAGAGCAGGCAGCAACCGGGCUCAACCAAGCUCAACAAAAAGGGCUAAGAAAAACGGCCCAGCAGGCAGCAGGACAGUGUAGCGGUGAGAACGCGAGCCUCAGGGCCCAGUUGGCAAGCCGAAGACGGGGGCCAGGGGAGCUGUACGAAGCAAUCACUGUGAGUCAGGGCCGCCGGGUCAGCUUCAAGCAGGCAGCAGCACAGGGAUGGAUGGGGGUGGAUGGAUCAACAGGCAGAUGCGAUGCUGAACCGGCCAGUGUCUUUUUUUUCACCCUUCGCGGCGAGCAGGAAAAGCCCAGAAGUCGGGAGACGCUCCCUCUGCAGGCGCUCGAGAGGCGAACAAGCCGGCCCAGAAGCUGCCCGGCUGAGUUGGUGGUUGGUGAGAGGUGA
Messenger RNA from Trichophyton benhamiae CBS 112371, 573 nucleotides. RefSeq lists its product as uncharacterized. The record is from RefSeq and is a predicted model, not a curated record. The transcript has a single exon. NCBI's taxonomy places the organism in Eukaryota, Fungi, Ascomycota, Eurotiomycetes, Onygenales, Arthrodermataceae. Bases 1 to 573 code for a protein of 190 amino acids.